Panicum virgatum (switchgrass) is the source of this 502-nucleotide messenger RNA. RefSeq names its product serine/threonine-protein kinase ATM-like. The coding region runs from base 10 to 333 and encodes 107 amino acids. The record is from RefSeq and is a predicted model, not a curated record. The transcript has 4 exons. Gene Ontology annotation, biological process: DNA damage response. NCBI's taxonomy places the organism in Eukaryota, Viridiplantae, Streptophyta, Magnoliopsida, Poales, Poaceae. Gene Ontology annotation, molecular function: protein binding; protein serine/threonine kinase activity.
CUCUCAGUCAUGAGGGCAAAUAAAGAAGUGUCGCUCACUAUUAUCGAAGUUUUUAUUCAUGAUCCUCUAUAUAAAUGGGCACUCUCACCACUGAAAGCUUUACAGCGUCAAAAGGAAACAGAUGAUACUGACUCAUGUUUGGAUGACUCUCAAGAGGCUUACGAGGGCAACAAGGAUGCAGCUCGUGCUAUACUCCGUGUUAAACAGAAGCUGGAUGGGUACGAAGAUGGUGAGAUGAGAAGCGUGCAGGGCCAGGUCCAACAAUUCAUACAGGAUGCAGUAGAUGUCGAUCGGUUGUGCCAAAUGUUUCCUGGUUGGGGACCUUGGUUGUAAGCUCCAUGAAAAUGGAUGUAAAUUUUGAUCAAAGGCAAGAGCAAUUUUGUGACUUGUGAAGCUUUACUCUUAUGGGCUGUUUUUCCGCUUAACCCCUUGGACCCUCCUUCGCAACUUUCUACGAGGGACGUGACUUUGCUGCCUUCGGUGCCUGAGCAAUUGUUGGGAA